UGAGGGAGGCUUUGGUGGUUCCGGGUUCCGUGCUGAGACCAGCUGCUAGGAGCUGUGAGGAGAGAGGGCGAGCUGGGGAUCCGCGCCAUGAUACAGUUUUGGCUCCAGACAUUUGUCACAUUUCUAGGUAUUCCUGUAUUUAUUCAAAGGGACAUGUAAGUGUUAUGAGGGUUGCCUUCAUCCCACUAUGUGGCUACACAGGCCUUGCUCCCUUUCAGAGUCAACAUCCUCAACUCUUGGAUUAAAGGAUGCGGUGACCUAUGAAGAUGUGCAUGUGAACUUCUCUCAUGAAGAGUGGGCUUUGCUGGAUUCUUCCCAGAAGAGUCUCUACAGAGAUGUGAUGCUGGAAACCUACUGGAACCUCACUGCUAUCGGUUACAAAUUGGAAGACCCCAAUGUUGAAGAAUACUAUCAAAGUUAUAGAAGACAUAGAAGGUAUAACAUCUGUCAUUGUGGAUACAAGCCUUGUGAGCAUAAGGGAUAUGGAAAGAACCAAUAUAUCUUUGCCUGUAACAAUUUUCUUCAAAUAUAUGAUAGAAUCCAAACUGAAGAGAAACCGUAUGGAUGUAGUCAAUGCAGUAAAGCCUUUGCAAAUUUCCGUAGUCUUCGAAAACAUGAGAAAAAUCAUACUAGAGAAAAACCCUAUGAGUGUAGUCAGUGCAGUAAAGCCUUUGUAAGUCGCAGUUCUCUUCAAAUACACGAAAGAACGCAUACAAGAGAGAAACUCUAUGACUGUAAUGAAUGUGGAAAAGCCUUUUCAACUCGCAGUCAUCUUCAAAUACAUAAAAGAACUCAUACAGGAGAGAAACCCUAUGAUUGCAGUGAAUGUGGAAAAGCAUUUGCACGUAGCAGCGCUCUUCUAAUACAUAAAAGAAGUCAUACAGGAGAGAAACCCUAUGGUUGCAAUGAAUGUGGGAAAGCAUUUGCAUGUCGCAGUCAUCUUCAAAUACACAAAAGAACUCACACUGGAGAGAAACCUUAUGAUUGUGAUGAAUGUGGGAAAGCCUUUGCAACUCGCAGGCAUCUUCAAAUACAUGAAAGAACUCACACUGGAGAGAAACCAUAUGAAUGUAAUCAAUGCGGUAAAGCCUUUAUAGGUCGCAGUCAUCUUCAAAUACAUAAAAGAGUGCAUACUGGAGAGAAACCUUAUGAGUGUAAUCAAUGUGGUAAAGCUUUUGCAUAUAACAGUGAUCUUCAUCGACAUGAAAUAAUUCAUACUGGAGAGAAACCCUAUGGAUGUAAUCAAUGUGGUAAAGCCUUUGCAAAUCGUAGUAGUCUUCGAAAUCAUGAGGAACAUCAUACUCUUGAGAAACCAUAUGAAUGUACUCUAUGUGGUAAAGCCUUUGCAUAUUGCAGUAAUCUUUAUAUACAUGAAAGAUGUCAUACUGGAGAGAAACCGUAUGUAUGUACUCAGUGUGGUAAAGCCUUUGCACGUCGCAGUCACCUUCAUAUACAUGAAAGAUGUCAUACUGGAGAGAAACCGUAUGUAUGUACUCAGUGUGGUAAAGCCUUUGCACGUCGCAGUCACCUUCAUGUACAUGAAAGAAUUCAUGCUGGAGAGAAACCUUAUGAGUGUAAUCAAUGUGGAAAAGCUUUUCUACUUCGCAGUAGUCUUCUAAUACAUGAAAGAACUCAUACUGGAGAGAAACCUUAUGUAUGUAAUCAAUGUGGUAAAGCCUUUGCACGUCAGAGUCAUCUUCAAAUACAUGAAAGAAGUCACACUGGAGAGAAACCUUAUGAGUGUAAUCAAUGCAGUAAGGCCUUUGUAUGUCGCAGUAAUCUCCAAAUGCAUGAAAGAACUCACACUGGAGAGAGACCUUAUGAAUGUAAUCAGUGUGGAAAAGCCUUUUCACGUCGCAGUCUUCUUCAGAAACAUGAAAGAAGUCAUAGUGGAGAGAAACCUUAUGCGUGUAAUCAAUGUGGUAAAGCCUUUGCAAGUCGUAGUAGUCUUCGAAAUCAUGAAAAACAUCAUAAUAUUGAGAAACCUAAUGAAUGUAAUCAGUGUGCUAAAGCGUUUACGUCUUUUCCACCAUCUUCAAAUAUAUGAAAGAAACCACACUGAAAGAACCUCUGAGUGUAUUCAAUGUGGAAAAUCCUUUACAAGUCACAGUUAAUCAGUGUGGUAAAGACUGCAUAUUGGAGUAGUCUUCAUUAUCACAGAACAUGUCAUACUAGAGAAACCCUAUGAAUGGAAUUGAAACAGUAAAGCUUUGGCACAUCAGUGUAAUCUUCAGAUGCAUCAAAAAACUUAUACUGGAGAGAAACCUUAAAAUGUAAUCAAUGGGACAAUACCUCUGCAUCUUAUAGUCGUCUUCAAAGGAAUGAAAGAAUUCUUACAGGAGAGAAACACCAUGAAAUCUAAUACAUGUAGUAAGGGCUUGCACAACAAGCAUAUUAUUCCUCCUGAGUCAUCUCACUGGUGCUUAUGUAAGAUUAGUAGAACCAUUUCAUCCUUAAAAUACUGUCUUCUAUUUAGAUUGUAUACAAAGUGUUACCGAAGUAUAGAAGAACACAGAAAAACUUGAAUAAUAAAACAUACUUUCAAAUGAAAAUGAUAUUUAUACUGCCAUCCAUUUUUGUGGGUUAUCUUAUCUUAUUCUGAGGAACAAAUACUUGUUCUUAGCACUUUCUCAGAACCACAAAUUCGUCCAGAGAAUGUCCUCAGUGAGUGAAGGUAGCCGCAGUUAGGGCUGAUGAGCUCAUCUGGGAGACCCAAAGUCCUCACGUGAGUUCAUUUUCCUCUCCGUUUCCUGUGUGUACUACUGUUUCUAAUGUGUGCCACUGUAGGUGAAGCUAGUGGUCUCCAAUAUCAAGAGGCCGGGUGAUUCUGUUGUGGGAAAUUUGGUCAUUUGCAAAGGCACUGUGACCAAGCUGCUCAGAAGGUCUCAGAUCUCAAAAUAUCUGGUGCAUUAAUUGUGAGAAAUAUUGUACUUGCUUCAUAAAACAUUUGUUCAGGGUCAAAGCAUCUCUAAGGGUAAUGGCUUUUGUUAAUAUAAACCAGAAAAACAGCCUAGGCUUCUAGAUGUGUGCAGGCAAUGUGUGUGCAGGCAAUGUGGCAAGUGUUGCCAUUGGACCCCUAAGUGUAGGUCCAGCAGAGAUAUCCAAGGCAAUUUUCUUAUCAUUGAAAAAUGCAAGACCUGGUCUGAGGUCUUGCAGCCAAAAAGUACGAGGUGUGUGUUUCUUGUAAGCCAUGAAAUAAUAAUCAGGCAGAAAACCUUCAAUUAAUAUUGCAGAUCUAGUGCAUGCUACUGCAAAGUAGCAUGCAAGUACUGCUGCAUGUGCUUCUAGUGCAAGUACUGCUGUAGACUUGGCCAUAUAUAAACAUCUUACUCUACUCCCCAAAAUUUAAUGUUACAAAAUAUCUACAGGGUUUAUGGUCCUUUACCUGCUAGGACAGUAGGAAUGACUUAGGAAAGGAGUGGAUUGACUUUCCAAAGGUCCAUUGUGCAUCCAGGAAUUAUAGAUGAAGAUUUCAAAGAGGAAAUUAAAAUUAUGGCCUAUGUAAAAAAUGAGAUACAUUUUAAUGCAGGUGAUAGGAUUGCUUGGCUGCUACUGUUUCCCUAUAUCAAAGCCAGACCUGCACUAGUAGAAAGAACAGAAGGGGUUGAAAGUACUGGAAAACAUGUAUUCUGGCAAACAGUUGUUUAUGAUGAGAGGUCAAAAUUAAAAUAGCAGGUAAAUGGUAUUGAAAUAGAAGGUUUGGUGGGUAGAGAGGAGCAGAUAUAACUAUUAUUUCACAAUGGUCUUGGAAUUCAUAGUGACCCACUUUAAAAAAGUUUAUAUACAGUUUCUGGGAAUUGGGAAGUUAUUAAAAAUGAAGUGUGAGAUGGCUUAAUGUGUGGGACCAGAAGGUUAAAUAGGAAAGUUACGACCUUAUGUGGCUGAUAUACCCAUACAUUUAUGGUGAAUGGAUCUUUUACAACAUUUGGGUACUUAGUAUAAUAUUCCUGCAUUUUCAGAGAGCACCCCUGAUGAAAUUAGGGGUGAAAUGGUAGAUGUUCUUGGGGAAGGCAUUGACACACACACACACACACACACACACACACACACACACACACACAUAUAUAUAUAUAUAUAUAUCUAUCUCAGUCAUGAAAACCAACCCCGGGCCGUGUCAGUUGUCCAAACACAUCAUCACAGGGAUGGAGUUUCCAAAUUUGUAAACAAAGCCACUGCUGAAAUUAUAUCAAUGGCCCUACCCUUAAAGUGGUUGGCUGACAAGGCUGUGUGAGUAGAUCAGUGACCCUUAACUAAAGAGUACGUUACAGGCAGUAGAGUAGCUGGUACAAGAGCAGCUGGAGAUGUGCUUGCUUUGGCAGUACAUAUACUAAAGAGCAGCUGCAGGCUCAACAGAGUCUACCAGCCCAUGGAGUCCUCUGUGUUUGUUAUAAAAGAGAAAUCAGGAAAAUGGAGGAUGUUAACAUAUUUAAGAGCAGUGAAUAGACUAAUUCAACCAAUGGAUUCGUUACAGCCUAGAAUUCCUUUACCUUCUUUAUUACCUAAGCCAUGGCCUAUGAUACUAAUUAAUUUAAAAGAGUGCAAGAGCAAGAUAGGGAAAGGUUUGCUUUAAUAGGGCCUACUUACAAUAAUAGUGGUCCAGUAAAAAGGUGUCAGUGGAAAGUUCUUCCAUGAGGAAUAUUCCAACUUCAUGUCAAUAUUUUGUGCUACAACUGUUAGAAAUAAUUUGUAAGCAAUUUUCUUAAUUCAUCAUUUAUCAUUACAUGGAUUUUUUGGGGGGCUAAUUCUGAUGCAGAUACUUUAGAUGAAAUAUUUAAGGAAGCGUAAAGAAUUCUGCCAUGCAUGGGUUUAUGGAUUGUUUCUGAAAAAUUACAGAGAGGAGAUUCUAUUGACUAUUUCUGUUAUGAAAUAACAGAAAAUUCAACCACAAAAGUUACAAAUCAGAAAGAUCAGUUGCAAACUCUUAUUGAUUUUCAAAAAUUAAUGGUAAAUAUUAUUAGGCUAUAGCCUACCAUUAGAUUAACUACUCAAGAGUUAAUCCAAUUUGUUUCAAAUUGUUAAGUAAUUUAAGAAAUUUGUUUUAAAUUACUUAAAUUUGUUUUAAAUGUACAAUAUAGUUGAUUUAAUUAUAGUAAUUAUACAAUUAUUUUGAUGUAUUGGUAUAUUUGCAUAUUAAACAUACAAUUAAUUAACUGUAUAAUUAAUAGAAUAAAUUGGACUUAAAACAGGCUGUCUUAGUCAGGGUUUCUAUUCCUGCACAAACAUCAUGACCAAGAAGCAAGUUGGGGAGGAAAGGGUUUAUUGGACUUACACUUCCAUACUGCUGUUCAUCACCAAAGGAAGUCAGGACUGGAACUCAAGCAGGUCAGGGAGCAGGAGCUGAUGCAGAGGCCAUGGAGGGAUAUUUCUUACUGGCUUGCUUCCCCGGCUUGCUCAGCCUCCUCUCUAAUAGAACCCAAUACUACCAAACUAGAGAUAGUCCCACCCACAAGGGGCCUUUCCCCCUUGAUCACUAAUUGAGAAAAAUGCCUCACAGUUGGAUCUCAUGGAGGCAUUUUCUCAACUGAAGCUCCUUUCUCUGUGAUAACUCCAGCUGUGUCAAGUUGACACAAAACUAACUAGUACAUAGGCCAAGAAGGUUCAUAGCCAAAGCAGAGAGCGUUAACUCUGGUAGAAUGGAGACUACAGGAUGUAUGCAGAUCACAAACUUGAUUGUUUUUGGUUCUUUUGUCUUCAACUCCUACUGGGCUUAUCAUGCAAAGUCCAUAACGAAGGACUCUAGGUGAGGAAGUAUGGAACAUUGUCUAAAAGAAUAUUGAAAAGGAAGAUGAACUAGGCUAAAAGAUCCACAUUCAAUUCUGGGUCACUUGGCCAUUAAUUUGGACUGUUUCCAAAUACUUAAGAACAAUAAGGAGGAUAUUAAUAUUGAGUUCUAGACUGACUCAAAGCUGGGUAAUCAAACCUGAAAACUGGUUAAAGAGCCAAAAAAUAGAAAAGUAAAAUAAAAGGAAUAUUUUCCCUGUUCAAGUAAAAUUGAAAGUAAAAACAGUACCACCAAUUCCUGUCCAGGUGACAGUCAGUCCCCUCAGCUCUUUUAUUGUAGCUUCUUUUAGCUAUUCAUACUCCAUUGCCUGAAAAUCCCCCUGAAGAUGGGGAAAAGUCAUGAUCAUCGAUCUAAUCUUAAGUUCCCACCAUUUCUUGAUGAAGACCAAGAGAGCCUGUGUCCAAGCUAACUUUACAAUGGAGGGAAGCUAGGGCACACAGGGAAGAGGAAUUUGUUUAUAAAUUCUUUCCUUGCCUCAUGUACAUCAUAUUUCAAGUAAAUUUCGGCAAAAUCAAAAUGUUUAAUUCCUAAUUACCCACUAAGCAACCUAUUUAAAACCCUGGAUAGAAUUAUCUCAAGAAGCAAGGGAAAAGCUACAGCUAUUGAAUUCAGACCAAAGGAGGCAUUUCUGUAUUAUCUGGAUCCUUAAUUCCCUUUAAACUUACUUAUUUUACCCAUUAAAAUGUCUCCUACAGGUUAUAACACAAGAAUAGAUUUAUUUAUACCAUAAUGGUCAGAAAAUAUUAACUGCUUUUCUUAGUCUUCAUGCUUAAUUAUCAGAGUGGAUGACUUGGUGCCAGCGAUUGUGUGGGUGUGGUGCCUGCUGCGGUCGGUGUGUUAUCCCUAACUAACAAUGAGGUUUUAAGAGUGUUACACAGACUAUGAAUUUUCAAAUUUUGUUUGUAGAUUACCACAGAAGGAUAGGAAUUCAUUAUCCAGCUGGCAAGAUGUGGGAUUCCCUCAUAUGAACUGAAUUUGUUAUUA
Mus musculus (house mouse) is the source of this 6766-nucleotide messenger RNA. RefSeq names its product zinc finger protein 433 (gene Zfp433). Gene Ontology annotation, cellular component: nucleus. The transcript is spliced from 6 exons. Bases 188 to 2047 code for a protein of 619 amino acids. Gene Ontology annotation, biological process: regulation of DNA-templated transcription. The record is from RefSeq and is a predicted model, not a curated record. NCBI's taxonomy places the organism in Eukaryota, Metazoa, Chordata, Mammalia, Rodentia, Muridae.